Molecule: messenger RNA, 1638 nt
Organism: Maniola jurtina (meadow brown)
Lineage: Eukaryota; Metazoa; Arthropoda; Insecta; Lepidoptera; Nymphalidae
Product: protein ALP1-like
Exons: 1
Coding region: 1-870 (289 amino acids)
Source: RefSeq, a predicted model, not a curated record
AUGGCAACUGGAGAUGCCUUCGCACGUCUUCAUUUCGAUUUUCGAAUCGGAAUAAAAACAAUAGCGAACAUUGUACGUGAAGUUACUCAUCAUAUUUGGUCAGAAUUAUCUACAGUUUAUAUGCGGAUGCCAACACAAGAAGAAUGGUUGAAUAUAGCACAAAGAUAUGAAAUAAAUGCCAAUUUUCCACACUGUCUUGGAGCACUGGACGGGAAACAUAUUAGAAUAAUUAAACCCGAAGAAAGUGGAUCAAUGUUUUUAAAUUAUAAACAUUUCUUUUCUAUUGUUCUCAUGGCUAUUGUGGAUUCCAACUACAAUUACAUUUUUAUUGAUGUAGGGUCGUAUGGUAAAGAAUGUGAUUCAAAUGUUUUCAAAGAAACACAGUUUUGGAAAAAACUUGUUGACAAUACGUUAAACAUACCAUCCCCAUGCUCUAUAAUAAAUACUAACUAUAUAUUACCAUAUGUUUUUGUAGCUGAUGAAGCUUUCGCACUUCAUGCUAACGUACUUCGACCCUACGGUGGUAACGAACUCACAAAAGAACAAAAGAUAUUUAAUUAUCGCUUGACAAGGGCAAGAAGAUACGUCGAGUGUGCAUUUGGAAUAAUGGCCAACAAAUGGAGAAUUCUGCACCGAUCUUUAAACUUAAGUCUCGAUUUAACAGUUGCUAUUGUAAAAACUACUUGCGUUUUGCAAAAUUUUAUUCAUACAGAAGAAGGUCACGUUGAGCCUUUAAUCAAUCGAGACCGAUUAAAUAGUCCAUUGCAUUUAGAAGGCAAUAAUCUCACAGCAGACGAAAUUCGUCAAAAAUAUACUGAAUAUUUUUCCUCUGAUGAAGGAUCACUGCCAUGGCAAGAUAAAUACACAUAAAAAAUAAGUUCUAAAACUAAAACCCGACUACUAAAUUUUAAUCCAAAAAGUGUGAAACAAGGAAUUAUUCUUACCUGCCAUAUUGUUUAAAUAAACAAUUACAUGUUAUAUUUUUUUUCAUGUUUAUACGUAUUUUAUUAUAAGUAUUAGUCAUUAUCGUUUUUAGCAAAGCCGUGUCCGUAUGCUACUUAGCGCUAUUGAACUUAUGAUUGCUUGCAACUUAAAUCUUUUAUUGUAGAUGUAUUUAAUGUGGGUAACGACAAUGAUUAAUAUUUAUAAUAAUAUAUAGCUAUAUAGAAUAUAUCUAGUAAUCUGAAUUUUUGAAAAUUGUAAAAAGAUAGUAAUAUGUUGUAAGUACUUACCAUAUUCAUUUUUUUUGACAUUUGUCAUUUCGUCGAAGUCUUUGUUUAAGAUAGUAAAUAUUUCUCUCCAUGCUUCGUAUGUGAGUCUUUUAUCUUUAUAUAUGUCUAAAGUUUUGUCCCACAAUACCGGUCGUCCUUCUACUAAAGUUAUAAGUAACUCAUCAGCCAUUUUGUACUCUACGCUGCAAUACACGUCCACACCAAACGCACAACGCACAACAAAAACUGGGCUGGCUCAACCCUACUACACCGCCCCCCCGCCGCUCCGCAACAACGUUCGCCGCGUCGUGUCUUGCGCAGACAAGAUUUUUUUCGUGCACCGCUGCGAGCAGUGUACACAGUUAUUUUCUAGUUACGACACGAAUUCUUAGGUACGCCCGGCGUUUUUUCUUAGCGUGUACAAGCG